UAACCCACACACACAAGUUCAAUUCACUACUUGAAAAGCUUCUUUUUUUUUUCUUCUUUGGUUGCUCACCAACAAAAAAUAGUGCUAUAAACUCCCAACCAAAUUAAAAAGACAGUGUCUUAAAACUUAAUCUUAAACCCUUUAUUCUUUUCUUUUUGCCCUUUCUCUCUCUCUCUCUAUGGACUUCCAUCUGAAGCAAUGGAGAAAUCAGCAGCAUGAGUCAGAACAUCACCAACAACAUUCUGCAAAGAUACCAAAACUUGUUAUCGAAACCCAUCACAUGAAACCAGAGCUCUCUUCUGGUUCUGAACCUCUUCCUCUGUUUGUACCUGAACCAAACAUCACUAAAAUGAUCACAAGUGGUACUCUGUCAGCGUUCUCAGCUGAUUCAACUACUUCUGCCUCUACUACUAGAAUCCCAAGAAUGGGGAGUUACUUUAGUUUGGCCCAAUGGCAAGAGCUGGAGUUGCAGGCUUUGAUAUUCAGGUACAUGUUAGCUGGUGCUACUGUUCCUCCUGAGCUUCUUCAACACAUCAAGAAAAGCUUUAAUCUUCUUACGACACCGUAUUUCUUGCAUCACUCUCUUCAACCUUAUCCCCAUUAUCAACCUUCCCCUACUUUGUUACAGACAGGUUACUGGGGAAGAACAGCCAUGGAUCCGGAACCUGGUCGGUGCCGGAGAACAGAUGGAAAGAAGUGGCGGUGUUCAAGAGAUGUGGUGGUUGGUCAGAAGUACUGCGAGCGCCACAUGCACCGUGGCAGAAAUCGUUCAAGAAAGCCUGUGGAAAUCCCCACACCCACCACCACUGGCGGAAGACCCGCCGGGGACGGCGGCAGAGGGACUCUAGCUUCCAACACCGGUCCAUCUCCUUUGUCAACAUCCUCUAAAGCAGCCCAUUUUUCCCUUUCAGUGCCAUCAUCCUCCGUAGAUCUCCUCCAUCUCAACAACCGGAGUAACACUUCAGAUGUUAAAAAUGAAAACAAGGACUUGUUUAAACCCCAUAAUGAGGUCUCCGGCGACGGCAAAUCGGACGGUCACAUACUCCGGCACUUCUUUGAUGACUGGCCGAGAUCACAUCAAGAAUCAGGAAAUGUAGGAAACAAUAAUAAUAGUAAUAAUCAUAAUAAUACGAGCCCCAUGAACACUGCUACCAGCUUAUCAAUUUCCAUUCCGGGAAACCCAUCAUCGUCUGAUGUUUCGCUGAAGUUGUCGACUGGCAACGGCGAAUUGGGCCACCAAGAAGCCCAUUCUGAUCGUGAGCAGUUGGGCUGGGCUGCCACGGGUUGGGCUUCGAACCCAAUGGCCUCAAUGGGUGGGCCGCUGGCUGAGGCCUUGCGAUCCUCCAACUCCAAUUCAUCUCCUACCAGUGUUCUACAUCAGUUGCCUCCUCGUGCCUCUGUCUCUGACACUUGCAUUGUCAGCUCCUGAGUUUUUGUAACCGUUUUAAUUCUAAAUAUAUUUACUUUUUUUGAAUGGUUCUGAUUUCUGAUUAGGCAUUUUGAGCCUACACUCUAACUUGCUGCUCAAAUGUAUAAAUUGCACCAUCUUUUCUUUUUUUGAUCGUUUGUUUUAACUGAAACUAUUGCUUUGUACUAAAGUGGUAAUAGGAUCAUCUUUAUUGCUAUAUGGUUUUUGUACUCGUGUGCUUUUUUUGCUGUUGAGAAUAAUUUGGAAAAGAGUUAAGAGGGAAA
Humulus lupulus (European hop) is the source of this 1692-nucleotide messenger RNA. Its product is annotated as growth-regulating factor 4-like. The record is from RefSeq and is a predicted model, not a curated record. Gene Ontology annotation, biological process: regulation of DNA-templated transcription; DNA-templated transcription; developmental process. NCBI's taxonomy places the organism in Eukaryota, Viridiplantae, Streptophyta, Magnoliopsida, Rosales, Cannabaceae. The coding region runs from base 179 to 1429 and encodes 416 amino acids. The transcript is spliced from 4 exons. Gene Ontology annotation, cellular component: nucleus. Gene Ontology annotation, molecular function: ATP binding.